This is a messenger RNA of Melanotaenia boesemani (Boeseman's rainbowfish), 4534 nucleotides long. Its product is annotated as inactive phospholipase C-like protein 2. The transcript has 12 exons. Gene Ontology annotation, biological process: lipid metabolic process; intracellular signal transduction. NCBI's taxonomy places the organism in Eukaryota, Metazoa, Chordata, Actinopteri, Atheriniformes, Melanotaeniidae. The record is from RefSeq and is a predicted model, not a curated record. Gene Ontology annotation, molecular function: phosphatidylinositol-4,5-bisphosphate phospholipase C activity. The coding region runs from base 132 to 3566 and encodes 1144 amino acids.
CCUCAGCUGCUAACGCGCGGUCGCCGAUUGUUCUUCACACGAUGGCACGUCCGCGUCCGUGUGCAACGCCGCUGCGUCGGGAGGUCCGCAGCCUUUUAUGAGAACUGAGACAUCCACAGAAGUGUCAAACCAUGGCCGAAUUUGGAGCAAGGAAGACCGAUCCACCGGUUGCUGGCUGGAAAGCUGCGUCGGGGGAAGCCGGAACAAGCACGGAAACAGAACCCGUGUCAAACGGGAACUGUAGCGUAUCAGACACCGUCAGGAGGAUCCAAAACGAAUCCAGCUGCGAAUCCCCAACGUGGGAGAGCACCGGUUCAGAGUCAGCUCCCAAACCGAUUCCUCGACGCAGCAGUCUUAUCAAGGAUGGCUCACGUGCUGGUCGAGAGAGGAAGAAGACGGUAUCCUUCAGCAGCAGUCUGUCAGAGAAGAAGAUCAGCAGUGCUGCCGACUGUAUCCACUCGAUGGUUGAAGGGAGUGAGCUGAAGAAAAUUAGACCCAACUCGCGUGUGUACCAACGAUACUACCUUCUGGAUGCAGGCCUUCAGGCUCUAUGCUGGGAACCAUCUAAGAAAGAGUCAGACAAAGCUCGUAUUUCUCUUGCCUCUAUACGCGAGGUACGGACAGGUCGUAACACAGAAACCUUCCGCACAAGCGGCGUUUAUGAGCAGAUUUCUGAGGACUGUGCUUUCUCCAUCAUCUAUGGUGAUAUUUAUGAAAGCUUGGACCUGGUGGCCAACUCUGCUGAAGUGGCUAACAUUUGGAUCACUGGCCUGAGGUAUCUCAUGCAGUAUGGAAAACACGCCUUGGACAUGCUUGCCAGCAGUCAGGACAGUCUUCGUCUUCGCUGGCUGGAGCGGUUGUUUUCCUCUGUUGCUGAUUUGGACAGGAAGAAUUACAUCGAAGAAGGGAUUCCCUUGCAGUCAGCUGUUAAGCUGAUACAAAGUGUGAAUGCUGGAGUGAGCAGUGGAAAAGUGGAACACAGGUUUAAAGAGCUCCAAAGAGUCAGGGAGAAGAUGUGCGGGCUUACAAUAGAUAAUGGAUCUGGAGUUAAAGAUCACAGCGAAAAGUUUACUGAAAGAACUGAGCAAGUCACCAAACAGGAGUUCAUUGAGGUCUUCCAUGACUUUUGCACACGUCCAGAGAUCUACUUCCUGUUGGUGCAGUUCUCAAGAAACAAAGAGUUCCUGGACGCCGAAGACCUGAUGAAGUUUAUUGAGGCGGAACAAGGCAUGGCUCAAGUGAGUGAGGAAACCAGCUUGAGACUCAUCCAGUCUCAUGAGCCAUCUGAGGAGGGACGGCAGCAGGGAUACCUAUCACUGGAUGGCUUCACCAGCUACCUCACUUCAGCAGAGUGCCACCUCUUUGACCGAGAGCAUGCCACUGUUUUCCAGGACAUGACUCAGCCUUUGUCCCACUACUACAUCAACUCCUCCCACAACACUUACCUCAUUGAGGACCAGUUUCGAGGUCCCUCGGAUAUCACUGGCUACAUUCGGGCCCUUAAGAUGGGUUGUCGUUGUGUGGAGCUGGACAUUUGGGACGGCCCAGAUGAGGAACCAGUGGUGUGUACUGGGCACACCCUCUCCCCACCACUGGCCCUGCGGUGUGUGUUAGAAGCAAUUGGAAAGUUUGCAUUUGUGGCAUCUGAGUAUCCGUUAAUUUUGUGUAUUGAAAACCACUGCUCGUUACGCCAGCAGAAAGUGUUUUUGCAAUAUCUCGUUAGGAUAUUAGGAGAAAGGCUGUACACAGACCUCCCAGAUGAAGAAGCCUUGUAUCUACCAUCGCCCCAUGCUUUAAGGCAUCGAAUCUUGCUUAAGGGUAAAAGGUUGGGACCAGGUUCUGAUGGGGAUGACGGGGAGGUAAGCGAGGAGGAUGAAGGAGCAGAAAUGUGUCAAAGAAUAAAACCACUAAAUAGUGGCGGAGCUGCACCUGGGGGAACGGAGAAGGAUGUGGUGCAGAAAAGUGUCUCUGUUCCAUCUGUUGCACAGUCUAGUCCUCCUCAUCUUCCUUCCAAACGCUUCCAGCUGUUGAGGGAACUCUCUGACCUAGUAACUCUUUGCCAUUCUGUACGCUUCAUAGACUUUCAAACAUCCUCCAAAAGCCAAAAACCUUGGGAACUGUGCUCCUACCACGAGUCUUUGGCUGUGCGACUUGCUGGCGACAGCCCCGGUGACUUUGUCAACCACAACAAGCAUUUCCUGUCACGGGUGUACCCCAGCCCUAUGCGUAUUGACUCAAGCAACAUGAACCCACAGGACCUGUGGAAGUGCGGUUGCCAGAUUGUGUCAAUGAAUUUUCAGACGGCAGGACUCAUGAUGGACCUGAACACAGCCUGGUUCCGGCAGAAUGGAAGCUGUGGUUAUGUUUUGCGACCAGCCAUCAUGCGGCAGGAGGUGUCUUAUUUCAGUGCUGACACCAGAGACACGGUGCCUGGGGUGUCUCCACAGCUGCUGCAUGUGAAGGUGAUCAGCGGGCAGAAUCUGCCAAAGCCCAGAGGCUCUGGGGCCAAAGGAGAUGUGGUGGACCCAUAUGUGUAUGUGGAGAUUCAUGGCAUUCCAGCUGACUGCACAGAGCGCCGCACCAGGACUGUGACCCAGAACGGGGACAACCCUAUUUUCGAUGAGAGCUUUGAGUUCCAGAUCAACUUGCCUGAGCUCGCCAUGGUUCGUUUUGUGGUGCUGGAUGAUGAUUUCAUUGGGGAUGAAUUCAUAGGUCAGUAUACUAUACCUCUGGAGUGUCUCCAGCCUGGCUAUCGACAUGUACCCCUGCAGUCCCUCACAGGAGAAGACCUUCCACACGCCAAGCUGUUUGUGCAUGUUGCCCUCACAAAUCGACGAGGAGGGGGAAAGCCCCAUAAAAGAGGUCUCUCUGUACGGAAGGCUCGAAAGGGGAGGGACUACACAGCUUUGAGGGACUUAGGAGUUCGGGCUGUGGAUGAGGUUUUCAAGAUGGCUGCUCCUCUAUUAAGAGAAGCCACUGACUUGAGGGGAAAUAUGCAGAACUCGGUAGCAGUGUUCAGGGAGUUGUGUGGAGUGUCCGCUGUGGCUAACCUCAUGCAGUGUGUGCUGGCUCUGAGCUCAAGAGUGUCAGGACCAGAGGGGACGCCUUUGCUGCUGUUUGACUUACGGGACAACUACCCUACCCUGGAGCCACAGGGGCCCUUGCCAGAUGUCCUUCGCAGAGUCGUCUCCACUUAUGAAAUGAUGGUCAACGCAAGCAGAGCUGUGAUCGAGCUCUCAGAUGGGAUCUACAACAGAAUCCUGCACAUACAGUCAACGGCCAUGGAGUUUCAUGAAAAACUGCAAAGCUUGGCAGUGAAGGAAGGGCUGAAAGGUUCCAAGAUUAGUCGAGCACUGGAGAGUUUUAGCUGGAACAUCACCAUCCUUAAGGGCCAGGCUGACUUGCUGAAACAUGCAAAGGCAGAAGUCCAGGAGAACAUGAAACAGGUGCAUGAUGCUGCUCUGACUGGAAACCUCACUAAGGAAAGGGUAGGAUUAAGCAGAGUCCGCUCACAAACACGACGAGGUCAGGAUGACAACAUGAGCGCCAGAGGUACCUCAGCAUAGCAAGCGGAUGACUGGUUUGCCAUCAUAGCUGCUGUGACAAACUCUUCUUGUAUCAUCACUUCUUUUUUUCCUCACACUCCCAGGGCUAAGGGAGCAUUACUGUAACCACAGUCUUAGAAAGACAGAUCGAAGUGUUGCUGAAUGUGAAAAGCUUGAAAACGCAGCCUCUGGACCUUUGAACUGUGAUGCAUUGCUGGUAAUGAAUGCAAGUAAAUGGGAUGCUGGAGAGAUGAAUGUAGUUAGGAUUUGAAGCCAAGGUUCAGCUGUUUUAAACUGUAAAUACACCAAAUGUUUAGGAUUUACUUUUUACGUGCAAUGUUUUUGGGGUUUCAGAGGUUUGAGGAAGAAAGGAAAAAAACUAAAGUUUUUAUUGGCUAAAAGGUCUGGUUAACUGAAAAAUCUGUCAAUCUUCACUCAAGGCUAAGAACAAGUUGCAGGACUUUUUGCUUGUAUGUUUAAAGAAAACUUCUCAAUGUCAAUGAAUGUUUGAUGUCUCCUGCCAUUAUUUCGUGGACUAGUGCAACCUCUAUCUGUCUCCCCACUUUGUUUUUGUUUUUUAUAUAUAAAGGAUCUCUCAGUCCUUGAUUGUUGCCUCCUCACCCAGUUGCCAUGAGAUUGUUGAUCUUGCUCCAAAGUCCCACAUUAUCUCCCUACAUAUUGUCUCACAAACAGUAUUCUAUAUUUUUGUAUUUUCCUGAAACUCUUGUGCUAAUUACAGCACUGUCACCUGCCAUACUGAUCACUGGUGUUGAUGUCUGCCUCUAGGGAACUUAUACUGUUACUGCUGAAAGUGCUUACUUUACGUGCAAAACACUGUACAGUAUUUUAAUAUGUAGUUCUACCCUUUUCCUGUAAAGAAUAUUUUACAUAAGUUAUUGAUGCUGAAUGAAAAGAAAGCAUUCCAGGUUCAUAUAGUUGAUGAGGCUCAACCAGCAAGUCAAGAUGGAAAUAAAGACAUUUUUAAAUGA